CGCCCGACAACGGUUGGUUCGGAUGCCUUCCUAGCAUCUGGCGAACGGGCCGUGAGUGGGGAGCAAGGUGAAUGCAGCUACGCAAACGGAAUCUGUCAGAAAGUCUGAUUUUUCAAGUACUUGAUAGAGGUCAACCACCAGGGAGUGUGAGGCAUAGACGAUCCCCCGGUAGCCAUGUGGUUUUGUUCCCGAUCCUCGUACUUCGACACUGACCCCCCUUCGACCUGUCAUACUCGACGAACAACUUAUAUUCGAUGGAGCCCACCUUGAUUGAGGGAGGGUCUCAUCCAUCGCAAUGUCUACCGACGAGUUAGCCACGCUGUUUGCCCAGCCGGCCCUUGCGGCCCCAGAAGGCGUCACCCCUAACUUUGAUAAUCCUCCGAACCACAACAGCUUGGCUUGGGGCAUCAUUACGGUUUGCACCGUCGUUGCGACCCUGUGUAUGUGCUUGCGCAUCUACGUGCGGGUCUGGCUGGAUCGUUCCAUUCGUCUCGAGGAUGUUUUAAUGAUCGGUGCCUUUGGUUCCUACUGGGGUACUGCCUAUGCUGGUUACGAGAUGAUCCAGACACCGGGCUAUUUCGUCCACCAAUGGAAUCUUCACAUGGGCGAUCUUGUCAGACCCCUCUAUCUGAUUUUGAUCUACGGCUGCUGCUAUUCAGCCGUCCUUCCUCUGAUCAAGACUGCCAUUCUCCUCGAUUGGUGUCGGAUCUUCGUGCCGGUCGAUGGCGCCAAGACCCCUUUCUGGUGGGCAUGCAUGGCAGUUUCCGCACUGCAGUGCCUGUGGGGCUUGCUGUGCGUGAUCUUGCUGAAUGCACAGUGUCGCCCGCAUCGAGCAAUCUGGGAGUUCUACCUCCCCAGCAAAUGCUAUUCGUUGCCGGACGUGAUGCUUUGCUCAGCUGCUGUGCAGGUCUUCUCUGACAUCACCAUGUUCUUGCUUCCGCAACGAAUGAUCUGGGGCCUGCAGAUGAGCUGGCAGAAGAAGAUGGGCAUCUCUGUAAUCUUUGGUGCUGGUAUUCUCGCAUCUAUCGCGGCCUGCUUCCGCCUGGCCCAUACUGUCUCUUUCGCCAAAACGGCCGACCAAAUGUACAUGAUCGCGCCGCUGCUCUUCUGGGCUUUUGCCGAGAUGGCCUGCGGUUUUUUCAUCUUCAGUAUGCCCUGCCUCUCGAAGCUACUCAUGGACAGUGGCCUCCGCCGCAAGCUCAAGAUCAGCGACUACUGGCGCAGCCGCACCCGGUCGACGAUCCAGAACCCGCAGUUCCGUCCCGCGGGCGCGGGCCAGCAGGUCGCGAAGGCGUGGCGCACGUCCGAGAGCUCCUAUUCUCGCCUCGAGGAGGGCGAGAUCGCUCUGACCAGUCCGGUCAAGGACCACCAUAACAGUAUUCAGGUUCUGCAGCGGACGGAUGUCACGGUGACGAGCACGCCGAGCCCCUCGUCGGAGACGGCGCUGGCGAACAGCCUGGAAAAGUGGAAGCGUUCGCAGGCGUGAGAGCGAGGUAUUUGGCUGACGGCUUGCUCAUUCUCUUCGAUGAGACAUGUCUGCCGCUCGCUUCACCAGGGAAUGAUCGUCAAUAGUGGAACUGGAUCGGCGAUCUGGUGAUGGGCGAAAAGUUAAGUAUGUGCUUUUGUAAAUCCUUCUAUCUGGAAGAUCUACCAGACCAAAAACUUUUCCUUUUUUUCUUCGGGACUACCGUCUUCAUCCCAGUUUCUCUUCACUGCUUGCCGGUCGAUGCCCUCACGGCGGCGAGCUAUUUCGGUUGCACUUUAUGACAUGUAAUCUAUCGAUAUAGGCAAAAACCAAAGAAAUAUAAUACUCCC
Messenger RNA from Aspergillus aculeatus ATCC 16872, 1815 nucleotides. RefSeq lists its product as uncharacterized. The coding region runs from base 296 to 1486 and encodes 396 amino acids. The transcript is spliced from 5 exons. The record is from RefSeq and is a predicted model, not a curated record. Lineage: Eukaryota; Fungi; Ascomycota; Eurotiomycetes; Eurotiales; Aspergillaceae.